AUGUCGUCUCUAACCCUCGAAGCCGCAUGUGAGCGCUUCACGUCGGUAAUCAGAAAUAGUGUGUGGGAUAAACUCCUGGACAAGUGUCUUGGGAGAGGCCUUGCGGACAGGUUGCAUAUAACGCGACUUGAGAAAGCACAUGAGCUUUCAGCUAGGGCGUGGGAAGCGGCCAUAGCGGAGAUGCGCAGUUCAGCAUCCAGUACUAAUGAUGAUCCGCAGUCAUCAAACGUGCCGACGCGACGCAGGACAAUCUGCACGUCUGCUGACGAAGAAUGGGAUAUGUUUUUUGGAGAGCUAGAGGAAAAUAGGUCGCUUAAUGAUAGGCCGCCAGACGAUGAAGAGGAAGAAGUGGAAGGGGGAAUGGGAACUGGGAAACUGGGUGACGGUGACGGUGACGGGGAUGUUGGCAAUACGAAAGCAACUAGACAAAAAGGUUUGCAUCUACCCCAACAUUGUCACGACCAAAUUCCUAAGCAGUCCUGGUAUUUUAUAGGUCGCUCUGGCGCCUCCUAUCCGAGGACAGGAAUUGGUCGGUAUCAUCAUGCAAAAGACGCCCCAAAAGAAUGGACGGAAGAACUUAUUCUUCACCAGUUAUCGUUCAUAACUCCGUUCGUCAAAUCGAAUGUUGACAAAGUAGCAGGCUAUCCUGGGUGGCACAGUUUAUAUUCAACACCUGGAAAUGAUCGAUUGGCAGAAAAGAAACCAAAAUCCUGCAGUGGGUUUAUCAUGAGGGAGACGGAAGGUAUUCCUGCGAGAGGAUUCUCCAAUUUAAGCACUGUAAUGUCUUCUCUGAGCUUCGCAGUUGAUGUAUAUAAGACCACUGGUUAUGAGUUGCCACUGUCACCUUCCUUGAUUGAAAGCGAAGAGCCAUGCGUUCCUGGGCCUGCUCGGCCCCCGAUCCGGAAGUUACCAGUUAUUUUCAUGGAUGGUGAUGAUGCUGAAUGUGCUGUCGAGUCUUGCGAUCCGUUUUCUCCAGAAGAGAGGACAAAUUUCCAGGACUUGGCUCCCGACAACGACUUGGAACAAUCAAAAGUUGUUUCGAAGGGCAAAGAAAAACAGGUUGACAUCUCACAAUACAGUGAGGAUGUUGAUGUGCCACCUUCAUUCCUUUUGACACAUGAGAAGGAGGAUGGCAGAGACCGAAUACCAACGGGGCAAAGGUCAAUUUGCGCGAUCAUCAAGCAACCCAAGCCCAUCAAAUUCGAUUUGAAAAAGGCGAUAAGACUAAUGCCCUGGAAGGUGCACUGGAAAGUACGCCGCUAUUUUGAAGCUAGAGAAGCGAAGAAAAAAGAUACACCGGGGGACCAAAUUGUGGCAGCAAAAUAUGCUGCGGCUCGCCGUCGCGAGCAGUAUGACGCAUGGAUUAAACGGGUGGAUUGCCGUAGUCGACCGCGGCUUGGUUGUCAAUCUGAACGUGAAUUCCCAAAGAAGUCAACAGCAACUGACCAACCCGAAUCUCAUGACACACAGAAUAUAUCCAUUAACACGGAGCCACUGUUACUCCCAUGUUCCCCAACAAACCCUUUUGAUCAGCUAACGCGGCGAGCAGGCUUACGACCCGCUUCUAAGGCUCUCUUCCCCAUCUUCAAGCCACUCCUCCCGCACACGACCCUGCCGGAAACAAUGGAGGAAACCCGGGAGAAAAUAGCCCGCGGCCUAACAGCUCUGAGGUCCUUCUUGGAUGGCAAAAGCUCCACGCCCCCAAUAUCCACUCUCCGUGUACAAGCCAAGGAACUCGAGAUCAAGCACGUAAAAAUGUACCGGAGGGAAGUCCCCGGUCUCUCCGCGCUCACAGGAUGCCACCCUCAACUUACAACUGGCGCCUGGGCGGGAUAUUACAAAAAGAGAGACGAGGAGGACAUGUUGCGCAGGCAGGGUCUUGUAGUAGAAGAAGAAGAAGAGGAAGAAGAGGAAGAAGCAGAAGUAAUCGAAGAUCUAGCAGACGAAGGUGACGAAAAUUGCGACGUUCAGCAACUCAUGAAGAAGAAACUUGACAGGCAGAAGAAAAACACAUGGCCACAACCGCCUAUGUACGCAGAUUAUAUGGAAACAAAGCUGGAUCAGCCGCUUAUCCAGCUCAUUCCCGAACCGCUCGAACUGCUAGACACUAUUGAUCCCGUAGUACCCACUGGCAUAGAUGCGGAGUACGGCAGAACUGUGCAUCCCAUAAGGAUAAAAGACGCUGAGGAGGCUUUGGACAUGGAACACUAUGCUACUUUUGCGGCAGGUGAGUUUUUGGCUGAGAUGUAUCAGGAGCCCAUUGAAGGAUUGAAGCAUUGGACGAUCCGAGAGGCUUUUACGUUUGCUGAGGACAACGAAGCUUAA
This is a messenger RNA of Histoplasma capsulatum G186AR, 2325 nucleotides long. RefSeq lists its product as uncharacterized. The transcript has 3 exons. The coding region runs from base 1 to 2325 and encodes 774 amino acids. The record is from RefSeq and is a predicted model, not a curated record. NCBI's taxonomy places the organism in Eukaryota, Fungi, Ascomycota, Eurotiomycetes, Onygenales, Ajellomycetaceae.